AUGGCCAUCACUACUCACUCGCUAUCCGCCACAGAAAGAAAACACUGGUGGCUUACCAAUCGAAAGAUUGUUGAGAAAUACGUAAAAGACGCUCGGAGUCUUAUAGCGACGCAAGAUCAGAGGGAGAUUGCUUCGGCUCUGAACCUUCUAGAUGCCGCACUGGCUAUUUCUCCGAGGCUGGACCAAGCGCUUGAACUGAGAGCCAGGGCUCUGCUCUAUUUACGCCGGUUCAAGGAGAUUGCGGAUAUGCUUCAGGACUACAUUCCGAGCCUCAGAAUCAACGAUGACUCAUCCUCUUCCUCUGUCUCCUCCGACACCUCUUCGCAACAGCUUUCCAGGGAAGGAGUGAAACUUCUCUCUCCCUCUGAGUCGCCGGUGCGGGAUCAGAGCUUCAAGUGCUUCUCUGUUUCCGACCUCAAGAAGAAGGUCAUGGCAGGGCUGUGUAAAACCUGCGAGAAAGAAGGGCAAUGGAGAUACUUGGUGUUGGGUGAAGCAUGCUGCCACCUAGGCCUAAUGGAGGAUGCAAUGGUUCUUCUUCAAACGGGAAAACGUCUUGCUAGCGCCACACUCCGGCGUGAGAGUGUCUGCUGGUCACAAGACAGCUUUAAUGUUACAAACUUCCAAUUCUCCGGCGACGGCCCAAAUGCGCCACCCACAACUCCACCGCGAAGUCUUCUGGCGGCAGACUCCGAGAGCGUGACCCAACUUCUCGGCCAUAUAAAGUUCCUCCUCCGGCGAAGGGCCGCCGCAAUGGCCGCCCUUGACGCCGGGCUCUACUCAGAGGCCAUCCGCCACUUCUCGAAAAUUGUGGACGGCCGGCGCAGCGCAUCUCAGAGCUUCCUUGUUGAAUGCUACAUCCACCGCGCCUCCGCGCACCGUUCCGCCGGUAGAAUUGCAGAGUCAAUUGCGGAUUGUAACCGCACCCUUGCUUUGGACCCCGCUUGCAUCCAAGCGCUCGAAAUCAGAGCUUCACUCUUCGAAACCAUUCGUUGUUUACCCGAUUCUCUUCACGACCUCGAACACUUGAAGCUCCUCUACAAUUCAAUUUUACGAGACCGCAAGCUUCCCGGUCCUGCGUGGAAGCGCCACAACGUGCGUUAUAGGGAAAUUCCAGGGAAACUCUGCACCCUCACUAUUAAAAUUCAGGAACUGAAACAAAGGCUGGCUUCUGGAGAAACAGGGAACGUUGAUUACUAUGCUUUGAUUGGUGUCCGACGAGGUUGUUCGCGGUCGGAGUUGGAGAGGGCUCACUUGUUGCUUUCCUUGCGGCACAAGCCUGAUAAGUCAACGGGGUUCAUCGAAAGGUGUGAGCUUGCGGAUGAGCGUGAUAUUGAGUCAGUUAAAGAGAGGGCGAAGAUGUCAUCUUUGUUGUUGUAUAGAUUGGUUCAGAAGGGUUACACUAAUGUAAUGAGUAACAUCAUGGAUGAGGAAGCUGCUGAGAAGCAGAGAAAGAAGUCUGCUCUGCAAGCUAUUCAGGCGCAGAAAGAGAAAGCCAAUGAACCUGAGUUGAUGAGCAAGGUUGAGUGUAUUAGGAGCAACGUGGAGAAUAAUAAUGAUAAUAACAAUAACAAUGUGGCUCAAAUGUCUCAAAAUAAGUCCAUGGUGUGUUCUUCUACUGUGAAUCCGGCGAUGUUUCAGGGUGUUUUCUGCCGCGAUAUUGCGGUGGUGGGUAACUUGCUUUCUCAGGUGGGGUUUAAUCGGUCUAUGCCGGUGAAGUAUGAAGCGUUGAGCUGUUGA
Messenger RNA from Sphenostylis stenocarpa, 1737 nucleotides. NCBI's taxonomy places the organism in Eukaryota, Viridiplantae, Streptophyta, Magnoliopsida, Fabales, Fabaceae. The record is from the annotation of a GenBank genome assembly.